Dipodomys ordii (Ord's kangaroo rat) is the source of this 2379-nucleotide messenger RNA. Its product is annotated as disintegrin and metalloproteinase domain-containing protein 20-like. The record is from RefSeq and is a predicted model, not a curated record. Lineage: Eukaryota; Metazoa; Chordata; Mammalia; Rodentia; Heteromyidae. Gene Ontology annotation, biological process: proteolysis; male gonad development. Gene Ontology annotation, molecular function: metalloendopeptidase activity. Gene Ontology annotation, cellular component: sperm head plasma membrane; plasma membrane; external side of plasma membrane. The transcript has a single exon. Bases 1 to 2379 code for a protein of 792 amino acids.
AUGGCUGCAUGUGAGGCCCUGGAGAAGGUGAAGUUCACUCUCCUUCUGUUUUAUCUAUGGGUGUUUUUGUUCCUGUCUACAUGGACCCAGAUUGGACAUGCUCAAUUUUAUAGCCCUCCAGAAGUGGUGAUUCCUUUAAGGGUCACUGACACGGGUGGAGACAUAAAGACUGCAGAAUGGAUCACUUAUGAAAUGAACUUUGCCGGCAAGAAACACACUGUGCGCAUAAAGAAUAGCAAGUACGUUGUCUCCAGAGACUUCUCUGUGUUCACCUACAGUAACAAAGGUGAACUGCUUCAGGAUCAUCCUUUUGUUCAGAGUGACUGCUACUACCGUGGUUAUGUAGAUCAAGACCCAAAAUCCCUGGUAACUCUGAGCACUUGUUUGGGAGGCUUUCAUGGAAUGCUGAGCAUCAAUAACAUUGUUUAUGAAAUCAAGCCCAAAAAUCUUUCAACCACAUUUGAACAUCUGCUAUACACCAUGAAUGUCAAAGAGACACAAUCCCAACCCACAAAGUGUGGACUCACAGAAAAAAAAGCACCACCAUACAGAAAGUUUCAAAGGAAGAAUAAUACCACUUUAAUGCAAAGUUCUUACUUGGGAUGGUGGAUCCACAGGUGGUUUCUUGAACUGGCAAUUGUGGUCGAUCAUGAACGGUUUGUUUUUUGUGGAAGUAAUGUCUCAACAGUAGAGAUGGAGGUAGUCUUGGGUGUCGGUGUAGUAGAUGAACUUUACAAUGUUAUGGAUGUCGACAUGGUUCUUGUUGCAAUUGAGGUCUGGAAUACCAAAAACCCCAUUGGAAAUAAUAGCCCAUAUAGCAUGAUGGUGGAAUUUUGCUUGUGGAAGGAAAUCAGCUUCAAUUCUCGUGUAGCUCACGAUGCUGCACAUAUUAUUGUAAAACAACCUUUUUGUGACAAACGUUCUACCUAUUCUUAUUUUGCUGGAGUGUGCAGUUACCAAGAUAACUGUGGAUUAGAAUGUGUGGUGGAGGAUGGAUUUGUAUGGUUAAGUGUACGUUUGUCACAUGAGCUUGGUCAUACUUUAGGGAUAUUUGAUGAUGAAGAAAGCUGUACAUGUGAGCAAGAACUGUGCAUCAUGAAUGAACAUAUAUUGCCAGCAGAUUCAUUCAGCAACUGCAGUUAUGGUCAUUUUUUUCAAACCGUAGCCACAAAGAAAUGCUUGUACAAUUCACCAAACCCAGAGCACACCGUCACAAUAAAACUGUGUGGAAAUGGCGUGGUUGAAGAUGAUGAAGAAUGUGAUUGUGGCUCUCUAAAAACAUGUGUAACCGAUCCCUGUUGCUUUGAAAAUUGCACUCUGAAAGCAGGGGCUAAGUGUGCUUUUGGACUUUGUUGUAGCAACUGCCGGUUUCUGCCACUAGGCCAAGUGUGCAGAGCACAGAAUGGGGUGUGUGACCUACCGGAGUGGUGCAAUGGAUCUUCGAAUAUGUGUCCAGAAGAUGUGUAUGUGGAGGAUGGACUCUCGUGCCUGGACAAAGGAAUCUGUUAUAAGAAAAGGUGCAGCGACCGUGAGAGUCACUGUAAGCACCUCUUUGGUGAGAGUGCCAAAAGUGCAAAUCACUCUUGCUACUUGGCAGUAAACACUCAAGGUAACCGUUUUGGUCACUGUGGUUUCGAAGACACUAAAUAUAAAAGCUGUGACCCUGCAGAUGUUUUGUGUGGUCGAAUCCAGUGUGAAAGUGUAACAGAAACUCCUCUUUUGGGAGAUCAUAACACUGCGUAUGCCUUUCCUAUCGGUAAUACCACUUGCUGGGGUACUGACUACCAUUUUGGAAUGACCAUCCCUGAUAUUGGUGAAGUAAAAGAUGGGACAGAGUGUGGCUUGGGACUUAUGUGCAUGAACAAGAAAUGCGUCCCUUUCCCAGUGUGGGAAGAAGCUUGCUUGGUGGAUACUUGCAAUAGAAGAGGGGUCUGUAAUAACAAACAUCACUGCCAUUGCGACCCUGGCUGGGCGCCACCCAACUGCCUAGAACACGGCCAUGGAGGUAGCAUUGAUAGCGGCCCACCACCAAGAAGAUGGUACUGGUACGUUUUCCAGGUUUUAUUGAUCUGGAUUUGCGUUUUGCUUUUGUGUACCCUUUGUGCACUUUGCCUUUUGGCCCUACUACGUAGAAGAUCUGAGAAAGAGGAAGAGGAAAGAAAAGAGGAACCAGUAUCAUCCGUUUCCGCAGUAUCUGCGGCAUCCGCAGCAUCCGCGGCGUCCGCAGCAUCUGCAGCAUCCGUAGCAUCCGCAGGUGCCUCAAAGGCAAAAACUCCCCUUAAGACAGAGUCAAAGGUUAAAGCCUCGCCCUCGCGUGAGACACAGAAAGGUGGAAGCGUAUCCAGGGGGCAGAGCAGAACGUCAGUACAACGAAAGUGA